Messenger RNA from Microbotryum saponariae, 1148 nucleotides. The record is from the annotation of a GenBank genome assembly. Lineage: Eukaryota; Fungi; Basidiomycota; Microbotryomycetes; Microbotryales; Microbotryaceae.
AUGCUUGGUCAGUCCCCUACAGAGAGACCUAGUCAACUGCGUACUGAUUUCCACUCCCAUCUCGAUAGUCGUUGGUCUAACGGGUGGGAUUGCCUCGGGUACGUCCCUCACGGACCAUCGUCAUGUCGAUAUCGUCGUCGUCGUCAUCCGGCGCUCCACUUGAGUCACCCCACCGUCUCUUCUCCAACUAAAGCUCCCGUCCCCUCUCACUCACCAGGCAAAUCGACGGUAUCCUCAAUCCUCAAAUCGCAUUCGCUCCCCCUGAUCGACCUGGACGUGCUGGCGCGUGAAGUAGUCCUCCCCGGCACCUCCUCCCUCUCGUCCCUCGUCUCCCACUUCGGUCCCCAAAUCCUCCUCCCCGAUCGAACCCUCGAUCGCGAAAAACUAGGUUCGAUCGUCUUUGGUAACGAAAAGGAACGUAAAGUCCUCAAUGGGAUCCUCCAUCCCGCUAUUCGAAAGUUGUUGGUCAAGAAGUUGGUCGGGCAUUGGUUGAAGGGUCAGAAGGUCGUCGUCGUCGAUGCUCCGUUGUUGAUAGAGGCGGGGUUGUGGAAGUUUUGUGGGGCGAUCGUGGUGGUGUAUUGGUGAGUUUCUUGCAAAGGACCGGGGGAGAUGAGAUACUUCUCGCAGGGGGUUCAUAGGGAGGGCGCGAGGCGCAAAGAUUUCGUUGGAGCUUCGUUUCAAGUGCUCCCUUCCUUCGACAAAAGACCUCAUGAGUUCCCCUCUUCAAAAACCUCCACAGUUCCGAAUCCCUUCAAUUGCAACGUCUCCAAUCGCGCAAUUCGCUCACCUCGGACCAAGCCCGUUCACGCCUCUCCUCCCAAUUGGCCCUGUCCAAAAAACUCCUCUACGCCGACUACGUGCUCGACAAUUCCGGUCCUCUCGCCGAUUUAACGCCCCAAGUCGAAAGAGUGAUCAAAAAGUUGGAUGCACGAGCAGGCUGGAGUUGGCGGCUGAAUUGGUGGAUCCCUCCGUUGGGGUUGGUGAGAGGGUUGUGGAGGGUGUUUUGGAGGUUGUAUAUCCAGGGCGUCGGGAAGGAGAGGAGGGCGGGGCAUAAGACCAAGGGGGAGAGGUCACCCCGUGGUGGGAGGGAGGAAAUUGAGAUGCUGGAUCGGAGGGGGAAGGGGAAUCGUGGCGGGUCGAGGCUGUGA